Messenger RNA from Alternaria infectoria, 1191 nucleotides. RefSeq lists its product as uncharacterized. The record is from RefSeq and is a predicted model, not a curated record. The transcript has 2 exons. Bases 1 to 1191 code for a protein of 396 amino acids. Lineage: Eukaryota; Fungi; Ascomycota; Dothideomycetes; Pleosporales; Pleosporaceae. Gene Ontology annotation, molecular function: glycosyltransferase activity.
AUGGCGGAAUCCACGUACCAGAUCCCAGAAGAGUACCAGUCACAGCUGAAAUAUGUGGAGUCGAAAGACAGCCGCACCGAUGCCGAGAUUCUGGACGCCUUGACGAAGCAUGCACCCAUCACGUCCGAGAAGAACAUUUGGACGUUCUGGCAUGCCGGCGUACAGCAGAUGCCAACAUGGACACAGCGCAACAUCAUCAACUGGGUGCGACUUCACGGCCCUGAGUGGACGAUUCGCGUGCUCGACACGGUGCCAAACUCGCCAAAUCACGCGUUGACUUGGAUGUCGAUCGACCUUCUUCCGGAGACCUUCGUGAAGGGUACGAUGACGGGGCCGUACGUAGGUCCUCAUAGCGCCGACUUCCUGCGUGGCGCAGCACUGUACACGUAUGGUGGCGUCUGGAUGGACGUCGGAUGCAUCGUGUUCCGCAACCUCGACAAAGUCUGCUGGGACCAGCUUGGAGACGACGACAGCCCAUUUACAGUCGCUGCGCCACUGGUGUAUGGGCAGUUCAUGGCGAACCAUGUCGUCGCCUCUCGAAAAGGCGACGAGCACCUGAUCUUCCUGGAGCUCUGGAAGGGACGUACCGACUUUACUGGCGUAGUGCAGUCGCCUCUCAUCAGCUUCAUCAAGCAGAUGAAUAGCAAGGAUCUUCAAGACUCCGGAUUUAAAUGGGAGUGGAAAGUCGACGAGCAGACUCUCAUCGGAUACAUUGGGCAGUGCCUCGCCUGGAUACGCUUGACGUGGCUGCAAGAACCCAACGGCGGUUUCGAUGGCGUCACCUACUGGGCUGAGAAGGUCUUGCUGUGGCAUGCGCUAUCUGAAGACUUUCCUGCUGAGAACACUCUUGGCUUCGAUAUUAGCGCAGACUUUCUCAAGCUUUUGGCCAUGAGCGUGGAUGCUGACGAGUCCGACGCGGUAUACGAGAAGGCGAAGAAGGCCACGUGGGGGAUGUUGACGCAGAGUGUGAUGCAGAAGAUCACACAUGGCAAAGGGCUGGGCGAAACGAUUCAUAUUGGCACGUUGCUGGACCUUCCGGAUAAUGAGGGUAUAGACGCUGCACCUGGAACGUUGGCAGGGCUACUACGAUAUGGAAGCGUGCAUCUGGAGCAGGCGAGAGACAUGCCGUAUAUCAAGGCCCCUGCGGUGGAUCCUGAGUUCAUUCUUCAUAAGGGAUUACUGGAGGCGUGA